GGAAUUAAUCUGCGUAGAAAGUUUCUGAGUGGUUUAGAGCCAGAAAGCAUACACAUGAUGAUUGGUUCCAUGACAGUAGACUGCCUUGGAAUUUUGAGUGACUUAUCGGAUUGCGAAGAGAAGCUCUUCCCAAUUGGAUAUCAAUGUUCGCGAGUCUACUGGAGUACAACAGAUGCUCGAAAGCGCUGUGUGUAUACUUGCAAGAUUCUAGAGUGUAGGCCACCACCCUCUGAGCCUGACAUUAAUAGCACUGUGCAUCAUGAAGAGAACCGAACUAUUGCUCACAGUCCUCCACUCCGUGAUGUGCAGGAAGUAAAUCUUCAGGAACCCAAAUCGUCUGGUCUCCCUUCGCCAGGACCACCACCUUGUAAUUCAGUUUCUUUGACUUCUUUUCGGACUCUUGGUAGGAGCAGAGUUCGCCACAGAUAUCCCCAUAAUCAGCGCUCUCCAGGACCUCGACCCCUUCCGUCAGCAGGUAGCCCUGUUACACAUGAAAUUGUGACAGUUGGGGACCCUUUGCUUUCUUCUGGUUUUCGUAGCAUAGGCUCAUGUAGGCAUAGUGUCUCUAAAAUACCACAGCUUCAGAAGCCACGCUUGAUUUCCCCCUCUAACACUGACACUACAAAG
Staurois parvus is the source of this 627-nucleotide messenger RNA. Lineage: Eukaryota; Metazoa; Chordata; Amphibia; Anura; Ranidae. The record is from the annotation of a GenBank genome assembly.